CUUAUUCUUCAUCUUCCUUUGGCUCGCGACUUCUCCUUUCUUAAUGGAAGCUUAAGCCUUUUGAUUCUCUCUCUCUCUGAUUGUUACCUUCUCUAGCUCGCUCGUGAUUCCUUCUUACAUCAGCUUGAAGACAAUGAUUCAGCUAAAGGUUUACGCAGGACUUAGUACCUUGGCAGCAUUAGCUGUGAUUUACCAUGCUUUUAGUAGCAGAGGUCAAUUUUACCCAGCGACUAUGUAUCUAUCAACGUCCAAGAUCAAUUUGGUGGUUCUUCUCAACAUGGGUUUGGUUCUAAUGUUGAGUUUAUGGAAUCUAGUCAAAAUUGUGUUUCUGGGUUCUCUUAGAGAAGCUGAAGUUGAGCGUUUGAAUGAGCAAGCGUGGAGAGAACUCAUGGAGAUUCUAUUUGCAGUCACUAUUUUUAGACAGGACUUCUCUGUUGGGUUUAUUUCUUUGGUUGUGACUCUUUUGUUGAUCAAGAGUUUGCAUUGGAUGGCUCAGAAGAGAGUGGAGUAUAUUGAGACUACUCCUUCUGUUACUUUGCUCUCUCAUGUUCGUAUUGUUUCUUUUUUGGUUUUCCUUCUUGUCUUAGAUUGUCUCCUUACGUAUAGUUCUAUACGGCAAUUGAUUCAGUCUCCAAAAGCUUCUAUGUCUGUUUUCUUCACGUUUGAGUAUAUGAUUCUGGCAACAACAACUGUUUCGAUUAUUGUAAAGUAUGCCUUCUAUGUCACUGAUAUACUCAAGGAAGGUCAAUGGGAAGGAAAACCAGUAUACACUUUCUAUCUAGAGCUUGUUCGUGACUUGCUUCACUUGUCCAUGUAUCUUUGCUUCUUCCUUAUGAUAUUCAUGAACCAUGGCCUUCCAUUGCAUCUGAUACGGGAGCUCUACGAAACAUUCAGAAACUUCAAAAUUCGUGUGACCGAUUACCUGCGUUAUCGCAAAAUCACUUCUAAUAUGAAUGAUAGGUUUCCUGAUGCCACUCCUGAAGAACUGAGUUCAAAUGAUGCCACUUGUAUCAUAUGUCGUGAAGAAAUGACCACAGCAAAGAAAUUAGUAUGUGGCCAUCUAUUUCAUGUGCAUUGUCUUCGGUCAUGGUUGGAACGACAAAACACAUGUCCCACCUGCAGAGCACUGGUUGUGCCAGCUGACAAUGCUACAUCAACCGCUUCCGGAAACCGUGGAGCACCCCAAGAAUCCCUGCAGCAGGGAAUUGGUACUUCAAGUUCAGAUGGCCAGGGAUCUUCAGUAGCUGCUGCUGCCAAUGAGAAUAUGAGCAGACACGAAGCUAGGUUACAGGCUGCUGCUUCAGCAGCCUCCAUAUAUGGGAGAUCCAUUGUGUAUCCAUCUUCUGCAAACACACUAGUAUGGCCUCAAGGUUAUCCUCAGGCGGAGCUAGAAGCGCAGAGGAGUUAUUUCGAGUCCCAGAUCGAGGUCUUGCAAAACCAACUUCAUCUUCUGGAGAAACCGACAACUGUAGAUACGAAAGGAAAGUCUGUCGCGGAAACUGCAGAAAUGAACCAUUAAAGAACUCUGAUAAAGACAAGUGAAACAGAAGUUUUAGGAUUUUGGAGUAAAGAGAGAAACCUCAGAAUGUGUGAAUUGUUUUUGCUAUAGAGAGGAUAUAAGAAUGUAAAUGUUGGGUGUCUCAUCAUAGAAGCUUGGAACACAAGUAGCAAAACUGGUCUUUUGUUAACUCUCUUUACCACAAGUAUCUUCUCUAUAUUAGUUUUACACUCUCAUAUUAAUAUAUCACGAACUGUUCUUCCCUUC
Molecule: messenger RNA, 1765 nt
Organism: Capsella rubella
Lineage: Eukaryota; Viridiplantae; Streptophyta; Magnoliopsida; Brassicales; Brassicaceae
Product: ERAD-associated E3 ubiquitin-protein ligase HRD1B
Exons: 8
Coding region: 134-1519 (461 amino acids)
Source: RefSeq, a predicted model, not a curated record